Phialemonium atrogriseum is the source of this 1513-nucleotide messenger RNA. Its product is annotated as NADP-dependent oxidoreductase domain-containing protein. Lineage: Eukaryota; Fungi; Ascomycota; Sordariomycetes; Cephalothecales; Cephalothecaceae. Gene Ontology annotation, molecular function: aldose reductase (NADPH) activity. The transcript is spliced from 9 exons. The coding region runs from base 149 to 1153 and encodes 334 amino acids. Gene Ontology annotation, cellular component: cytosol. The record is from RefSeq and is a predicted model, not a curated record.
AGUGAUACAAUCUGCAGCAACCAGAAAGAGGACCGCCUCCAUGCCGACCCCCCCUUUAAUCCCUCCACUUUUUUCCCGGUAUCGGCUCAGGCUCAGGGAUUUGUAAAGAGGAAAAAUUCAAACCUCCCAGCACUACUCUUCCCCAACUAUGGAUCUUCCCGAGUUUUUCACUCUGAACAACGGCGAGAGGGUCCCCGUCAUUGGCCUCGGAACCUUCCAGGGGGACAAUGGCAACUCCAUGGUGAAGGCUGCCGUGAAGUUGGCUCUGAAGAUGGGAUAUCGGCACAUCGACGGCGCCAACGCUUACGGAAACGAAAAGGAAAUCGGCGCGGCCAUCAAAGAGAGCGGCAUUCCCAGGGAUGAGAUAUACGUGACCUCUAAGCUUGCUCAGACUUGGCACGACCCUACCGAAGUUGAGAGGGCUCUGGAUUUGUCUCUGAGAGAUAUGCAAUUAGACUAUGUUGACUUGUAUUUGAUGCACUUUCCGCACGCCUAUAAGGCUGGUGAGGACAACAAGACUAUUAGACACCCAAGUGGCAAUGGGAAGCCUGUGAUAGACUAUGGCCUCUCCAGGAGAUAUCCGGACACUUGGAAAGCAAUGGAGCGAUUGGUUGACUUGGGCAAAGCUCGUUCGAUCGGUCUUUCGAACUUCAACAUCCUGAAGACGAAGAGGAUCCUCGAGGUCGCCAGAAUUAUCCCAGCUGUGAAUCAGGUGGAGAUUCACCCGUAUCUUCCACAACAAGAGCUUUUCGAAUUCUCGUCUGAGCACAAUAUUCUCCUCAUGGCCCAUCAGCCGUUAGGUGGGCGGCCCGUCCAGCUGGUUCGAGGACACCCUGAACAACCGUUCCCAACCGAUGAUCCAAAGAUCAAGGACAUCGCAGCCAGGUGUGGCAUGACCCCGGCGCAGGUCUGCCUCUCCUGGGCCGUGCAGAGAGGAAUUCCGGCCGUACCCAAAUCCGUCCAGGAGGGCCAUAUGAAGCAAAAUCUCCAGCUUAAGCGGCUACCAGAAGAAUGUUUUGCGGUGGUAGAUCGACUGUCGUUUGAGCGUGGCCCUAUCCGAUUCUUGGACCCGAGCCGACACUUGGGAUUUGAUAUCUUCGACGAAGAAAACGACCAGCCGGUGGCCAACAGCGCGCCUUGGGACCAAUACUAGGGUCGUAGGGAAGGUGGAUCUUGAAGUACUUGUCAUGGGAAAUUAAAUUGGCAUUUAAAUGUAAAUGCCAUUUGUUGCAGAAGCACAGUCCGAGAGAACAGCUUCGAAGAACCUAUGGCACUUGAUCUUGUCUCGUAAUUAGUGCAGGUAAAGCCCUUGCCACCGCAUUCUGUUAGCCAGUAUAUCUUUCAAUACUGGCAGGCAUUCGUCGUGGCGAUAAAAAGGGCCUAGACGUGGAUCUCGGCCCUUGCAAUCUCGCCACAGAACAGCAGAAAGGCGAUCAUGAAGCUAGCGAUGGCGAAGGCGCCCUGGACGUUGGCCUUAGUCUGCAGAUCCGACUCUAAAUCAACUACUCGUCAG